This is a messenger RNA of Pelecanus crispus (Dalmatian pelican), 442 nucleotides long. The record is from RefSeq and is a predicted model, not a curated record. Lineage: Eukaryota; Metazoa; Chordata; Aves; Pelecaniformes; Pelecanidae.
GUACUGCCACGUGAACGUGCCAGACGAGUUGUUGCGGGACCUGCUUCCAGGACCUGUGACCCUGGUCUUAAAACGUUCAGAAGAACUAAAUAAAGACUUGAAUCCUUUCACAUCGCUUGUUGGUGUUCGUAUUCCAAACCACCCUUUUAUUAGGGAGUUGGCACGAGCUUGCUCUGGACCACUGGCUCUAACAAGUGCUAACAUCAGCUGUCAGGCGAGCACGCUGACUGUUUCGGAAUUCCAAGAUCUGUGGCCUCAGUUGUCCGUAAUCAUCGAUGGAGGCCCAAUAGGGGAUGUCCAGAGCCCAGAGUGCCGUUUGGGGUCAACUGUGGUUGACUUAUCUGUGUCGGGGAAAUUCACCAUCAUUCGUCCUGGCUGUGCACUGACAUCUACGGUUGAAAUCCUGAGGCAGAAGUAUGGCUUGAUACCAGAAUCAUCCUAA